GGAGGGAGCAGCAGUCUGUGGCUGGUUCUGGACGGAGAGACGCGGAGAAGCAGUUUGGUCUGAAACAAUAAUUCUCUCGAUUCUUCUCAAAGGUUCUUCUGGGUUUUCCUCCCGCGCACAGUGACGCGCCGGCUCCUGCUCACGCGUCCUGCGCGUCUCUGCGGGACUCCAUGGUUUUAGACGCCGCGCGCGCUCCGGAGCCCUCGGCCGGGAUGUAGCGGUGGACGAACCCACAUACAGCAGCUCCUCGCCGGCCUCCUCGUCCCCACACACCCCGGAGGACACUGAGCUCCAGCGUGAAGACGCUUCAUGCUGGUGCGUGGACACAGAAACUCGCCUGUUAAAGUUUUUAAAAACUUCCUGGAACAUUGAUGGUGGGUCUCCUGGUGAUGACUCCUGCCCGGAGGUCCUAGCUGGCGGCUUGUUAUUUCCCACCACCACUGCCCCUCAGCCUAAUGAUGACUAUGAGCUCCAUCUCGGACACUCUGGUGCCGCCUGAUCCGUCCAAAUCCGCCUUUCUGGAGUUCGGCGGCCACAGCUACCCCGGACACCAGCAGCCCUCCCCCGGCCUGUCCCACAACCACUACCCGGUGCACGGGCUGCACGCCGUGGGCCCGGCGCAGCACGACGGGCCCUUCGCCACCGGGGCGUCCUCGUACGGUCGCCCGCUGGGAUACCCGCCCUACCACAGCCCCGUGAGCGCGCACCACCCGGGGGCCUACCUGCAGUACCAACACGGGGGUCACGGCGGCGCGCUGGGCCACACCAGGCUGGAGGAUGGAGAGCAGGACAAGCCCACCGCGGUGAUCGAGAACGGGGAGGUGAGGCUGAACGGGAAGGGAAAGAAGAUCCGGAAGCCUCGGACCAUUUACUCCAGCCUCCAGCUCCAGGCGCUCAAUCAGCGCUUCCAGCAAACCCAGUACCUCGCCCUGCCCGAGCGGGCCGACCUGGCGGCCAAGCUGGGCCUGACGCAGACCCAGGUGAAAAUAUGGUUCCAGAACAAACGAUCUAAAUACAAGAAGAUCAUGAAGAACGGACCCUGCGGACCUGAGGGAGACCAUCUAGCCCCCCCACCGCCGUCCUCCUCCUCGCCUUGCUCCCUGUGGGACAACAGCAUGGUCGCCAAAGGUGCACCAGUGCACUCUGGGGGAUAUAUGAACAAUUUUGGACUCUGGUACCCUGCACACCAGCAGGACUCCAUGCCAAGAACUCAGAUGAUGUGACAGACAGGAAGGAGGACGCAACACUUCCAGGACAAGUGAUGGAUUUAUGCCCGACUGGAGCCGUUCAACACACGGACAUUGUUUGAGUCUGAGCCGCUCUGGAGGCAAAAAUACACAGGAAGUUAACAGCUACUUGAUUUUUAUUCCAACACGUAGCUUCCAAAGUAAUAACAGUCGAGUAAUAAGUUGAAAAAUAUCACUUUAACUUAAAAAUACGUCUGAGGCUGAAAAACUGACUCUGAAAAGGUUUCAAACUAAAACAAUCUCUGUCCACACGAUUGGUUGAAUAUCAUCUGGUCUCCUCCACGUGUGAACAGCAGAGACGACAGGUCCAGUCACACUGACGUCCAUAGUUCUCCAGGAAGGAGGAGGUCAUGUGAUAGGAGCGUCACGAAUCAGUGAAGGCUGCGUCAUGUCUAGCGUCUGUAAACGUCUCUGCUUUAGCGGCUCUUAGAGCUCUGGAGCAGUGUGAGCAUCAGACGAAUGCAGGACGUCACCGUCCGUCUCUGACGUCAGCUGCAGCUGCUCGUUUGAUCAAUUAUCGUUUUUCUUAUUCCAUCGAAAAGUCACAGAUUCUCCCUUUAAAACUGUGCGUCGGUUUAUUUCUGCCUCCAGAGCAGCUCCAGACGUUUUUGGUUAAAGCUACGACUCAAAGCUGAAGUUAGCGCUGCAUUUCCAAUUGUGGACAAUUCAGGUUUCAUUCUCUUCUCGUCUCUCUGGGUUACAGUUGAUCAGAUAAUUGUGGGGGUGGUUUUUUUUUUUUCUUCUUCUUACAGCAGUUGUUUCUUCACUGAACUUCACAGAUUCAAAGAACCCUGUGGUUUGCAAACACUAAAAACAGAUCAAAUUAAAUAAGAAAUAGAAUUCACUUCUUCUGACUCUCACCAUUGUGUGUAUUCUAUAAAUCUGACGGGGGUUUGUGUGACACAAUUAUGGUUGUGGCCUGUAAAGAUCCAUUAUGAAAGAAAUGAUUACAACACUUUUAUGAUUCUUAUAAAGCUCGUUUUAAGUAUGUAUGGUAAAUACGCACUGAAUGAACACAGCUACUUUAAUGUAUUAUUGAGUCUUAAUUGAGUCAAAUUAUAGAUAAAUGUAUAAUGUAUUCUGGCACUAUAAUAAAAAAAAAAAAUCUAAAGUAAGAUCAAACCAGAAAAGAAUACUCUAGACAUUUAUUUGAAGUCAUCACCAGGUCAUCCAGGACAAAUGUGCUGAUUUUGUGGUUUUCAUAAUUAAAAUAAUUGACAAAAUAAAAAUUCAUUGGGC
Messenger RNA from Paralichthys olivaceus (Japanese flounder), 2486 nucleotides. RefSeq names its product homeobox protein Dlx4a-like. NCBI's taxonomy places the organism in Eukaryota, Metazoa, Chordata, Actinopteri, Pleuronectiformes, Paralichthyidae. The record is from RefSeq and is a predicted model, not a curated record. Gene Ontology annotation, biological process: embryo development; cell differentiation; negative regulation of transcription by RNA polymerase II. Gene Ontology annotation, molecular function: DNA-binding transcription factor activity, RNA polymerase II-specific; RNA polymerase II cis-regulatory region sequence-specific DNA binding.